AUGGAUCUCUUUGCUCGCUUCGCAGCCAAUGCCGAAGUAUCUGAUGCCUCUUCGGCCAACUCCACAGCUCCCGCGGAAGAGCAAAUCUUCAAGCUAUAUCACUACCACCCUUCAGAAGUCGGUGCUAUUAUAUUUCUGCUGGCAUUCUUGGUUACCACUCUUUGGCACUGUUGGCAGCUGGUACGCACCCGCAUAUGGAUCAUGAUACCCAUCAUCGCCGGCGGCAUAUUCGAGAUGGUCGGGUACGGUGGGCGAUUUGCCUCGGGCAAGGAGACCCCUGACUGGACUUUGACGCCAUACAUUCUCCAAGCCAUCCUGUUGCUCGUCGCUCCCGCCCUUUUUGCCGCGACCAUUUACAUGGAGCUCGGGAGAAUCGUCACCCUCAUAGACGGCGAGGGUCAUUCUCUUAUUCCCCGCAAGUGGAUGACCAAGCUGUUUGUUAUCGGCGACGUGCUCUCCUUCUUCCUCCAAGGCGGAGGUGGCGGCUACCAAGCAUCUGGUACCCUUGCGGCUCUGAAGACGGGCGCAAACAUCAUCAUUGUCGGCCUCUUCGUCCAGCUCAUCUUCUUUGGCAUCUUCCUCGUCGUCGCCGUCAACUUCCACGUCAGAGUCCGUCGCGCCCCGACGGCCCGCUCACGCAUCGGCAUCCCCUGGGAAAAGCACCUCAAGAUUCUCUACGCCGCCGGCAUGCUCAUCAUGGUGCGCUCGCUGUUUCGCGCCGUCGAGUAUCUUCAGGGCUUCGACGGGUACCUGCUCAGCCACGAGGUGUACCUGUACAUUUUUGACGCGCUGCUGAUGUUCAUCACCAUGGUGCUGUUCAACUUUGUCCAUCCGGCGGAGAUUUUGGGACAAAAGGGCAGGAUUGCGAGUUUUGCGUCGGGCAUCGGGCUGCAGCCUCGGUAUUGA
Molecule: messenger RNA, 906 nt
Organism: Verticillium alfalfae VaMs.102
Lineage: Eukaryota; Fungi; Ascomycota; Sordariomycetes; Glomerellales; Plectosphaerellaceae
Product: RTA1
Exons: 3
Coding region: 1-906 (301 amino acids)
Cellular component (GO): membrane
Source: RefSeq, a predicted model, not a curated record